AGGGUGAAGGACCAUAUACAAGAAACUGGAGGUUUGGGAUCUGCAAAGAAGACAUUUAACAUCUCUGUUAGUGGAGAUGUGGACGGUUUGAUUACCCAGGCUUUGCUGACGGGUAACUUUGAGAGCGCAGUAGAUCUCUGCUUGCAGGAUAACCGCAUGGCUGACGCCAUUAUCUUGGCCAUCGCAGGCGGACAAGAGCUGCUUUCUAGGACACAGGAAAAGUACUUUGCUAAGAUGCAGAGCAAAAUUACCAGGCUCAUCACUGCAGUGGUAAUGAAGAACUGGAAAGAGAUUGUGCAGUCUUGUGAUCUGCAGAAUUGGAGAGAGGCUUUGGCUGCUGUGCUCACUUACGCCAGGCCAGAUGAGUUUGCAGCCCUUUGCGAUCUCCUGGGUAACAGGCUGGAGAGUGAGGGCGACAGCCUUCUGCAGACACAGGCUUGUCUCUGUUACAUUUGUGCCGGCAACGUGGAAAAACUCGUUGCUUGUUGGACCAAAGCUCAGGAUGGAAACAGCCCCUUAUCUCUUCAGGAUUUAAUAGAGAAAGUUGUAAUCCUACGCAAAGCUGUGCAGCUCACCCAAGCUGUGGACCCUAAUGCCGUGGGGGCCCUUUUGGCCGAGAAGAUGAGCCAGUAUGCCAACCUCCUGGCUGCCCAAGGCAGCAUUGCUGCGGCUUUGACGUUUCUCCCUGCAAACACCAACCAGCCCAACAUCAUGCUGUUACGGGACAGGCUUUGUAAAGCCCAAGGGGAACUCCCAGUGGGACAGGAAGCCCACAAGGCACCAUAUGAGAGACAGCCCAUGCCCAAAGGACGAGCUGGCCCUGUGGCUGGACAGAUGCAAGGGCGCCAGGCUCCAGCCCAGCAGUAUUACCAACAGGGAGACAACCCACCUCCUCCAGGAUUUAUUGUGCCAGGUGCUGUUAACCCCAACAUGCCACCACAGCAAGCCACAUCUUCCAAUUACAGCAUGUUCUCACAAGCAGGGGCCCGGCCGACAUACCUGCAGACAUAUCAGGCCACACAGCAGUACUCCUGUGGAACAGGGGGACCAGCUCUCUAUCAGCCUCAGCAGCCUGUCGCUGUCCCUGCUUCAGCCUCUUACCCAAACCCUGUCCCUAACACCACCCCUCCCUAUCUGCCCUCUGCGCCUGCCCACUCCGUGCCCUCCCCGCUGUACCCCGGGCAGCCUCAACCCUCCCCAACAAGCCUGAAUCCCAUCUCUUCCUUCCCUCUUCCUCCUUCUGGCGCAUCUUUUCAGCAUGGCAGGCCAGGACCUCCAGCAACUUCUGUGGCUUAUGCAUUACCCACUGGACCAACAGGUACUCUGCCUGCAACCAGUGACCUUCCUGCAUCCCAGAGAACAGGGCCUCAGAACGGCUGGAACGACCCUCCCGCCCUGAACAGAGCUGCCAAGAAGAAGAAGGUCCCUGAUAACUUCCUACCCCCGGUUCCUAUCACCUCCCCCAUCAUGAACCCGCUGGCAGAUCCACAGUCUCAGAUGCAGCAGCCUCUGGCUCCAGCACCACCCACGGGUGCACCCAGCUUCCAGCCUCCGCAUCUCCCCGCAGGGCAGCCAGUGUUGCAGGGUGGCUACCCGCCUGCUCCCCAGCCCAUGGGGCCGUGCAUCAUACCACCCGCUGUUUCCAAACCCAGCACGGAGGGGGCCCCUGGGGCCCCAAUCGGCAAUGCCAUCCAGGCACUGCCAACAGAGAAGAUUACCAAGAAGCCUAUCCCUGAGGAGCACCUUAUUCUGAAGACUACGUUUGAAGCUCUUAUCCAGAGGUGCCUGCUGUCUGCCUCCGAUCCGCAAACCAAGAGGAAACUAGAUGAUGCAAAUAAACGCCUGGAGUUUCUAUACGACAAACUUCGGGAACAGACACUCUCACCAGCCAUCGUUAGCGGUUUGCACAACAUUGUGAAGAGCAUCGAAACCCGCAACUACCAGGAAGGACUGAACAUCCACACGCACAUAGUCAGCACCAGCAACUUUAGUGAGACCUCUGCUUUCAUGCCUGUUUUGAAAGUUGUCCUCACCCAGGCCAAUAAGCUGGGUGUCUGAAGUAACCCUGCAUUUGCAAAGCCUUGACGGUUGCUUUUCCAAAGAAGUGCAUUUCUACAGCGAACGUGCAGGAAACGGACCAAACGCUCGUCCUUAUGACAUGUUGCGGUAGAGCGCUGACAACUGGCAUUACACUCUCCCUGCAAAGUACUUCAUUCUAGGAGGGCCGUGGAGCCCUGGUGCUUUUCUUUUUAUUUUAAUCCUUUUCCAUCCCUAAUGAUUCUUCUCUCCAAAUAGUAUAUUUAAUGGAUGAUGCCCCAUAUUGUCAAUUUUUAGAUGCAUGUUAUACUGCUAAACAGUGGCUUUUAAUAACGGAUAUGUGUUAAACCAACAAGGAUAGGUUGUAUAUCAGACCCUAAAACAGAUUAUUCCCUUCCACCCCACUGUUCCUUAUCCACCAGAUUAAAGAGUCUGAUCGUAUUAUAAGUGUUUGGUCUUUCAUUUUAUGAAGCUGCUUGCAGUUCUGUUAUUACAAUUUACAUGUUAAAUAGCUUAAUUUUGCACUGGGGCAAACGAGCAAAAUAAAGGCUAAUGUGAUAUCUUCAAUAAAUGUUAAUUUAUUAAA
Molecule: messenger RNA, 2623 nt
Organism: Cariama cristata (Red-legged seriema)
Lineage: Eukaryota; Metazoa; Chordata; Aves; Cariamiformes; Cariamidae
Product: protein transport protein Sec31A-like
Exons: 13
Biological process (GO): endoplasmic reticulum to Golgi vesicle-mediated transport; COPII-coated vesicle cargo loading; intracellular protein transport
Cellular component (GO): endoplasmic reticulum exit site; COPII vesicle coat
Molecular function (GO): structural molecule activity
Source: RefSeq, a predicted model, not a curated record